GAUGUGUUGUACGAAAUGAUAAUUAUAGUCAGUAGGUAGGUAGUUGUAAUAUUAGCAUACAUCGAGUUAUUGUGAGUUAUUAUGUACAGACUGCUCAUAAUUAUUGUUUACAGUAACACAUAUUUAGAUAUGAACUGAGGUUUUUUGAUUAGAUACCUAUCUGUAUUGCAAUGGAAGGCGGUGAUAUUUUCAUACAAGAUUUUAUAAACGAUCUCCAAGAAUCUCCUGAGAGCCAAAUUCAAAAAUGUUUUCGUGGUUCUUGUAUUCUCAUUACUGGCGGAACGGGUUUUGUCGGGAAAGUCUUAAUUGAAAAACUUUUAAGAUCAUGUCGUGAUUUGAAUACAAUUUAUUUGGUCGUGAGACCACUGAAUGGUCGAAAUCCGAAUGAAAGGGUCAAAGAAAUGUUUGUUAGUCCGUUUUUCGAUCGCAUGAAAAUUGAAAAUCCAACAUAUCGUAGCCAAGUGCAAGUGGUGAGGGGUGACUGUUUUCAGCCGAACAUUGGCGUGGACGAGGCUGUCUUGAACAGGAUCGCGCCCAAAAUAAAUGCUGUCAUACACCUUGCGGCGGCGACUACGGCCGAAAAUCACCUCUACUGCAUGUUGCAAACGGCUGUCUUUACCAACGUUCGGGCUACCAGAGACUUGGUUGUUCUGACGAAGAGUUUUAAAAAUCUCAAGGCCUUUGUUUACUUGUCGUCCGUGUUCGCCAAUCCCUCAGUUUUGGACGUGUAUGAACAAUUUUACAACUCCCCGAUACCCACGUCCACCGUCAUCCAGAUGGCCGAAACCUUUCCCGAUUACAUCCUGAACCGAAUGACUUCGGGACUCGUGUCCGAAUGGCCGGACGUGGUUACGUUUACCAAAGCUUUGUCAGAGCAGAUCAUUCAGUCGGCCGGGCCAGAGCUACCCGCGUGUGUCAUACGACCAGGGUUUGUCUUGGGCACUGCUUACGAACCCAUUGCUGGUUGGACGAACGAUUUGAACAACUUGACGGGUUGUGCUCUGGGUUCCGGUCUCGGCCUGGUAAGGGUUUUUCACGGGCCCAGCUGCGUCAACGCCGAAAUCGUACCCGUCGACAUGUUGGUCAAUCUUAUGCUGGUGGCAUGCUGGGAUUCAAUUGGCAACAGGACGGACGUUGUCAAUGAGGAAGUUCCCAAAGACGCAGUCAACACUUUGAUUUACAAUUACGCUUCGUCUAAUUUUAAACCUUGCUCUUGGAAUCAGUUGGGAGAAAAGUUUUUUAAGAACGAAAAAAACGUUUCAUCGCCAAACUUUUUUUGGAUGCCGUUUUAUUAUGUUACCAAUAGCAUAUUUAUCUAUUGGAUAAUGACAUUUUACUUACACACUGUGCCGGCGAAAGUUGUGGAUCUGUUCAUUUGGCUUAUAGGAAAAGAACCCAGACUGAACGAGUUUUAUAAACGAGUGCACGCAGCAGCUAACCAUUUGAGUUCGUAUCAACAGAUGCACGUCAGGUACCACAAUCACAACGUGAUAAAUUUAAUGAACAAAUUGUCGCCGAGGGACAAAAUAUUAUUUGAUUUCGACAUGGGCACGCUGUCGUGGGACGACUAUUUCGAUAAGUAUCUGAAGGGCCUUCGGGUAUAUUUGAUGGGAAAUCCUUUGCACAUGCCCGAAACGAAAUAUAAUAGCACACUGAACAGGUUGAUAACCAUUCAUUACAAUUUUAUAAUAUCUAUAUGUGUCGUCGUUGUAUUGUACUCAAUAUUUUUUUAUUAUUAAAUAAAUGUAUGUACACUGUAGGUGGAACAUAUUAAAAUAUGUAUGGUUUCAAUAUAUCUAAUAAUACGAAAAGAAGCAUUCUAUAUACACCUAAACUGUUGAUGUAUAACUUUAGUGUAAUAUAUUAUAAAUCAUUUGUUAUUAUAGUCACUAUAUUAUAAUAUGCAAGCUACACAUUUGUUCACUUAAGUUAACUAUUAUCAACACUUAUGUUAUACGUGUAAGUAAUAUAAUGUAUACAAUAAUAUUA
This is a messenger RNA of Myzus persicae (green peach aphid), 1989 nucleotides long. RefSeq names its product fatty acyl-CoA reductase wat-like. Gene Ontology annotation, molecular function: alcohol-forming very long-chain fatty acyl-CoA reductase (NADP+) activity. The coding region runs from base 171 to 1739 and encodes 522 amino acids. The transcript is spliced from 10 exons. Gene Ontology annotation, cellular component: peroxisome. Lineage: Eukaryota; Metazoa; Arthropoda; Insecta; Hemiptera; Aphididae. The record is from RefSeq and is a predicted model, not a curated record. Gene Ontology annotation, biological process: long-chain fatty-acyl-CoA metabolic process.